UUUCUUUCUUUCAGUCAGAGAAAUCACACAAACCCAACCACAAAACCCUAGCACUGUAAGCCUACACCACCGCCACAAGGAGGUGCAUACUGCCGCAGUUCGUCGCACUCAAAGUUCGCCAUUCGUCAUCUAGCUUCCCUCGUGCUCCAAUUCUUCAACCCCUGUUCGCUGUCACCGAUCGCGGUUGCUUCCUCGAGCUCGGCGUCCGUCGUCUUUGUCUGCUCAGCCGCGCUUCCGUCGCCGUUUGUUUGCCGUUCACGUUCGCGUCUUCGUUCGCGUUCGCUCGGCGUUCACUCGUUGUUCACCGUUCGAGUUCGCGUUCGUCUGGAAGCCACGUUGCUCUGCUUCAAACUCUGCGACCAACCCGCGUGUUCCACUCAGCCGUCGAACUGCUCUCUGUUGUUACCGCCCCCACUGGAGUCUCUCUCAGUCUCACUCGCCGGAGUCUCGUCGUCCAUCUCGCGGCCUUCCUCGUCGUCUCACUCGAGUCUCGUCCCUGGGCUCCUCGUCGCUGGAGAAGGAAGCAACUCGUGGGGUCGUCGCUUGCUUCGUCGCCUUCGUGGAGUCGUAGUCCCUCGUCGUCUUCUGGUUUCGGGUUCUCUCCGUCGCCGUGGGCCGUGGAUAGUUGAAAUAGUACUCCUCCCCGCUCAUUCCAGCAGCCUCUGAACCCUCCAAAACCCUCAAAACCUCCCACCGCCGCUCCACCGCAAACCCCUAACACCCACCAUGGUACGCGACGGUGACGCGAUGGACCAAAACAAUGACGCUUUGGCACCACCACUUCCAACCAACGAGAAGCGGAAGGGGAAGCACGACAAGCCAAAGCCAUGGGACGAGGACCCUAACAUCGAUCAUUGGAAGGUCGAGAAGUUCGAUCCUUCUUGGAACGAAGGCGGCAUGCUUGAGGUUAGCUCGUUCUCCACUCUUUUCCCUCAGUACCGCGAGAAGUACCUUCAGGAAGCUUGGCCUUUGGUGAAGUCCGCGCUCAAGGAAUUCGGCAUCUCUUGCGAGCUCAACUUGGUUGAGGGUUCAAUGACAGUUUCCACGACCAGGAAGACGAGGGAUCCUUACAUUAUUGUCAAAGCUAGGGAUCUUAUUAAGCUUCUUUCACGAAGUGUUCCUGCUCCUCAGGCAAUCAAAAUACUUGACGAUGAAGUGCAAUGUGACAUCAUUAAAAUUAGUGGCUUGGUUCGCAAUAAGGAGCGUUUUGUAAAAAGAAGACAACAUCUUGUGGGUCCCAAUUCUUCCACAUUGAAGGCACUUGAAAUACUCACUGGUUGCUACAUUCUUGUCCAGGGAAAUACAGUUGCUGCAAUGGGUUCAUUUAAAGGCUUGAAGCAAGUAAGGAGGAUUGUUGAAGAAUGCAUGCUGAAUAAAAUGCAUCCUGUAUACAACAUUAAGGUUCUUAUGCUGAAGAAAGAACUUGAAAAGGAUCCGGCCCUUGCACAAGAAAACUGGGAUAGGUUUCUUCCAAAGUUCAAGAAGAAAAAUGUUCAGCAAAAGAAGGUUAAAUCUAAAGAAAAGAAGCCAUAUACUCCUUUCCCGCCUCCUCAACAGCCCAGUAAGGUUGAUAUUGAAUUAGAAACUGGAGAAUACUUCUUAAGUGCUAAGAAGAAAUCAGCAAAGAAAUGGCAAGAGAAGCAGGAGAAGCAAGCGGAAAAAACUGCUGAAAACAAGAGGAAAAGAGAAGAGGCCUUCAUUCCACCCAAGGAACCUGCAAAGCUGGUGGAUAAAUCUGAAGAUGCUAAUAAUAAUAAUGUAGCUGACAUGGCAAAGUCCUUAAAGCAAAAAGCAAAGAAGCUAGGGAAGCGCAAAUCCGAAGAAAACAUAAAUGCUGAGACAUACAUCAUAGGAUCAUCAGAACAACCAUCAGGAAAGAAAUCAAAGAAGCAAAAAUCUUAGUUAACAUCGAUCCUUUGGAGAUGGAAGAUGGGCUUGUGGAUUGAAAUCGAUCCCAAAAAUUCGUCUUUUAGAAAAGUUUUGACACUAGUGUGUAAGUCUAUGGACAUUGCUGCUGCAAUUUGUCGAGAAAGUAUGAGUGGGUUGCAUUGUGUCUCACUCGUUCUUGCCUAAUUAGAUUGUAACAUGUACCACAAUGGUCCCUUUUCUAAAUGUAUUGGCCAAAAUGGAUCUUCAAUUUUUCCUUUUAAUUGGUGUUAUUAAGCGUGAUUUUUUAACA
Molecule: messenger RNA, 2179 nt
Organism: Arachis ipaensis
Lineage: Eukaryota; Viridiplantae; Streptophyta; Magnoliopsida; Fabales; Fabaceae
Source: RefSeq, a predicted model, not a curated record